Molecule: messenger RNA, 1070 nt
Organism: Eucalyptus grandis
Lineage: Eukaryota; Viridiplantae; Streptophyta; Magnoliopsida; Myrtales; Myrtaceae
Exons: 6
Coding region: 178-807 (209 amino acids)
Source: RefSeq, a predicted model, not a curated record
CCGUGCGCGCUCCGGUGGCCCCCGGUCGCUUGUCAGACAACUCAGAAGCUCCGCCGCUUCCGGUGGCGAUUCGGUGAAUCGCAUCGUCGAUUCUCUCUCUCUCCCUCUCUCUGUCUCGCUCCGCUCGUCGGCGAACGCCGAUUCGGAUCCCCAGAUUCUUGUCCGCAAGCAAUCGCCAUGGGAACUUCAGAGUCCACGCUGUCGGGAUCGCAGAGACCGGCCGACGAAAUCACCACCGUCUCCGAGCGGCCGGAGGGCGUCGAUCCCGUCCUGGAGAAGCUCAGGUCCCUCAAGAUCACGCUUCCCAUACUGACGUCGCUGCUGUCCGAGGGUAGCUUGACCGACAUUUUGGUUAGGAAGCCGCCGUCUUCGUCGGCUCCAGGGACAGUGAAUCCGAAGGUGCUACUGGAGCUAUUCUCAAUGUACCGCGACUGGCAGGAGGAGAAGGUCCAAAAGAUUGGCAAGAAACAGGAAGAAAUAGAGAACAAGAUAGAACUUGUGGAUGCUUUAGCUGUGAAACUUCUCCAGCGAUUUAAUUUCUCUGUGUCAGCAAUGAAGACCACCUCUCAACACUUAUCAGAAGUUCAUGCAUUGCAGGUGGAGCUUGGGGAACUUAAGGGGAGAUUGACAGAGGUUAUUAGUAACUGUGAUGCCCUAUGCAAGAGGAUAGAAUCAGAAGGGCCAGAAUCUCUUCAAUCAUCAGUGACCCCAUUUAUUGCCAGGACCACCAAUUCAUGCAACACCAAUAGUUCAUUACAAAGAGUUCUUGAGAGCAGUCCGGCUUCUACAGACUCAAAAACAGGCUGACCGAUGCUUUUACUUUAUUUUCUUUUUCUUGUCCCUCUUUUUGGUACGAGGGAAGUGUAAUUAGCCAUUCUUGAUUGAGAUCGAGUGCAUUUGGAGGAAGCCACUGCUGCUGUUGCCUAAUUUAUCAAUGGACUCGAUUUGGAGGAUUAGUUUCUGAAUCGUAUUUUGGUGGGGCCCAUGUUAUGUAGCUUUUCUUUUGGGGCCAUUUAUGCAAAAUUAGUGGAAAGAGCUUUCUUGAAAUGGAGUAAUGGGAAGUAUUGGCA